This is a messenger RNA of Hyaloscypha bicolor E, 1387 nucleotides long. RefSeq names its product putative quinone oxidoreductase. Gene Ontology annotation, molecular function: oxidoreductase activity. The record is from RefSeq and is a predicted model, not a curated record. NCBI's taxonomy places the organism in Eukaryota, Fungi, Ascomycota, Leotiomycetes, Helotiales, Hyaloscyphaceae. The transcript has a single exon. Bases 295 to 1308 code for a protein of 337 amino acids.
CCGGGGUCGGAAGAAUGGUCUCAGCUAUCACUGCUGUCUUGCUCAGGCCUUUCUAAGCAAAGUUCGUAUUUCUAGAUCUCGGGAUGCUACGUACGAAGAGACGCGGUUCGUGAACAUUCGGAAUGGAUUGAUGUGCGGGGGGUUAAGACGAUGUUCGACGAGAAGGAGGUAUGAAACCACUCAUAGUUCACCUCCAAGCCAAUUCCCGCACAGCCGUAAGAAGUCGCUGUACCUCGAUUUCAUCGUUGAACACACACUCCACUGGUUACUCAUAAAACAACUUCACAAUUCAAAAUGACGACCCCAAAAGCAAUGAAAGCAAUCCUCUUCACUGGCUCACCAACAGCGACAUACACUUCCCCCGCAACCGUCGCCUCCCUCAUCCUCGCCUCACAACCCUUGCCCGUGCCAACCGCAACACAACACCUAAUCCGUAUCCACGCUACCUCAAUCACACCUUACGAGCUCUCCUGGCCCACAUCCGCCUUCCCACACCCAGAGCCACGAAUCCCGUGCCAUGACAUCGCAGGCACAAUCAUCUCUUCCCCGCCAAACUCCCCUUUCAAGCCAGGAGAUCGGGUUUUCACUCUCCUGCCUUUUACAGGACAAGGAGGGAUGGCGGAGUAUGCUGCGGUGGAGGAGGAGUUUAUUGCUAAGAUUCCGGAAGGGAUGGGAUGGGUGGAGGCAGCGAGUGUGCCGAGGGCGAGUUUGACGAGUUGGCAGGCGUUGAGUGUCAGAGGAGGUGGGUAUGUGAAGCGGGGGAUGAGGGUUUUAGUUACUGGCGCGACAGGGGCGGUGGGGAGGAUGGGUGUUCAGAUUGCGAGGGAGCUGGUUGGAAAUGAAGGGAAAGUAAUCAGUGUUGGUGGAGUUGGAAGUGGUGGGUUGCAGGAUCUGGGUGCGGAUGUUGUUGUUAAUUAUCGGGAGGAGAGGAAUUGGGAGGAGGUGGUGAGGAAGGAGGGUAUGGUGAAUGUGGUGUAUGAUUGUCUUGGUGGAGAGACACUGGAGAGGUGUUUACCACUUGUGAUAGAUGGCGGGGUCGUUAUUACAAUCGGAUCACCGCCUCCGGGUGAUUGGGAGACUCUGAAAGGAUGGGAGGAAGCUAAGCAGAGAGGAGUGAAGGGCGAUUUUUUUAUUCUCGAGGAGAGUGGAAAGCAAUUGAGAGACAUUGCUGGCUUGUGGCAGAGUGGCAAAAUCAAGACGUCGGUGGGCUUGAUUGUUGAUGGGUUAACGGAAGAGGAUGUUCGAGACGGAUGGACGAGGGGGCUUAAGGGAGGUUUGGCUGGGUCAGUUGUUGUCAACGUUGCGUGAACGACAUACAUAUAGUUGGGUAGGAAUGAAUAGUGUAUAAUAAUGGACUCUUGGCUUACAUAUCAAAGCAAGCUCUUUU